UUCUCCCCCAAAUCGCAUCUAGGGUUUUGGAUUAUCAUAUUCUUUAUAAAAUCAUCCUCUCUUUUUUUAUUGAAAUUCUUUCUUCACAAUGGCAAACAAUGGAGGGAUUAGCUUCAACUUGUCCGGUCUCAGGGAUGCACUUGACGAGGAAGCUCGAACUGUUUUUUAUGGCUUGGCUUUGCAGGAUAAGCUUCAAAUGCUUGCUGGUGAUGAUAUUAUGGAGAGCCUGUCACCGGUUGUCAGGCAGCGUGUUGAUGAUCUUAGAGUGAUCCAGAGCCAACACGAUGAAUUGGAGGCUAAGUUUUUCGAGGAAAGGGCAGCUCUAGAAGCUAAAUAUCAGAAACUAUAUCAACCCUUAUAUGCCAAGCGAUACGACAUUGUGAACGGUGUUGUCGAGGUUGAAGGGACAAAAACUGAAACAGCCUCGGAGGACCAAGGAGAGGAUAAGGAUGCUCAAGAGAAAGGGGUGCCCGACUUUUGGCUUAUUGCGAUGAAGAACAAUGAAGUUGUUGCUGAUGAGAUUACCGAGCGUGAUGAGGAAGCUCUCACAUAUCUCAAGGAUAUCAAGUGGUCUAAGGUUGAGGAACCCAAAGGAUUCAAGCUCGAGUUCUACUUCGACACCAAUCCUUAUUUCAAGAACAUUGUGUUGACGAAAACAUAUCACAUGGUUGAUGAGAAUGAACCCAUUCUUGAGAAAGCCACUGGGACGGAAAUUGAAUGGUAUCCUGGAAAAUGCUUAACGCAAAAGCUUCUUAAAAAGAGGCCUAAGAAGGGAUCAAAGAAUGGCAAGCCAAUGACCAAAACUGAAGAAUGCGAGAGUUUCUUCAACUUCUUCGAUCCUCCAGAAGUUCCCAAGGAUCAUGAAAUCCUUGAUAAAGAUACUGCUGAGGAGUUAAAAAAUCAAAUGGAACAAGAUUAUGACGUAGGGUCAACCAUUCGAUACAAGAUUAUUCCACAUGCUGUGUCAUGGUUCACAGGGGAAGCUAUUCAGGGUGGUGAUUUUGAUUUAGAUGAUGACGACACCGAUGAAGAUGAUGGGCUUUAUGAUGACGACGACGAUGAGGAGGAAGAUGAAGAAGGGUCAAAAGCACAAUGGGAUGAGCAGCAGGGCGAGAGGCCUCAGGAAUGCAAGAAGCAGUAGAAUAUAAUCGCUGCAAUCGGUGGAUCCACAGAUGCGUGUCGAUGUUCGUAUGUGUGUUCUAUUAGAUGUCACAGUUAGAAGAAAAGAAGGGGCAAAGGGAGGGUUUGCACAGUUUUGACGGGCUAUUCAUAUUUUUACAAUUUUCAUGUUAUACCAUGAACAUGAAUUGGCUUGAAGAACCCUUCUUGGUCUGCUUCUAGUAA
This is a messenger RNA of Hibiscus syriacus, 1344 nucleotides long. RefSeq names its product nucleosome assembly protein 1;2-like. NCBI's taxonomy places the organism in Eukaryota, Viridiplantae, Streptophyta, Magnoliopsida, Malvales, Malvaceae. Gene Ontology annotation, molecular function: chromatin binding; histone binding. The record is from RefSeq and is a predicted model, not a curated record. The transcript has 10 exons. Gene Ontology annotation, biological process: nucleosome assembly; somatic cell DNA recombination. Gene Ontology annotation, cellular component: chromatin; nucleus. The coding region runs from base 89 to 1141 and encodes 350 amino acids.